This is a messenger RNA of Bicyclus anynana (squinting bush brown), 5236 nucleotides long. It is a transcript of the gene Patj, whose product is annotated as patj homolog. Gene Ontology annotation, molecular function: protein binding. NCBI's taxonomy places the organism in Eukaryota, Metazoa, Arthropoda, Insecta, Lepidoptera, Nymphalidae. Bases 456 to 2777 code for a protein of 773 amino acids. The record is from RefSeq and is a predicted model, not a curated record. The transcript has 16 exons.
AUAAUAUAAACAUCACUAUAGCAACAACAGAAAAAAUUCAAAGACAGCUAAACUGUCAUAUUUGAAACUAUAUUUUUUUAAACUUUCAUAGACUGAACAGGAGUGAUUUUAAUCAAAUAAUGUGCUUCAUGCGUGCCAUCUAUAUUGUGCCUGAGAAAACUUCGCUUAAGUUUUUGUACCGUGAGCGCUGGAAGACAGCACUUCAUACAAAAUAUUUUACGUAAGCGAACUGUGCGGAAGUUUCACCCCCAUGGUCUGUGGACUUGAGUUGUCAAGAGUUGUCAAGUCAAAUAAUUUUAUUUCGUAAAUUUUCACAUACACAAUACACAUUAUUAAUUUUUUAAUUUUUAAUGAGAUUCUCCGCUACGAUACAUACCACAUGCCACCGUAGUCUGUCCUCCAGCGAUUAAAAAAGUAACUCAGUAUUUGAAAUUUGAGAUUCCUCUAAUUUAACAAUGCAUCUAGGGGUGAAUUUAUCAAACGCCUUGCAACAAUUAGAAAGUGUUAAAGCUGCUGUGGAUCAGAGUGAUGAUCCGAAGUUGAAGGCAGCUACAAAUGAUGACCUGAACCUCCUUAUUAACCUACUGGAAAGCCCUAUUUUAAAGAGCAUAGCCACUUUACAUGACUCAAUCGGAAUGCUGGCCACUCAAGUGGCUCACCACCCAUCAAUACUUCCAGGAGACUUUGACAUUACACCAGCUGGUGAUUUAGCAAUUCAAACCAGAAAUCUAUAUGGGACUCAUGAGGGUGAGGAAGAACAGAGAGUCCCACAGGUGUCACCACCUCACAGCCUAGAAUUUGGUUCAGGCUCUGACACUGAGCGGAUUCUUGGUCUGGACUCAGCCUCAGUCGAUUCUAACAUGUCACCCAAGCAGACAAGGGGGCUGCUAGAGAUGUCGCGAAAUGACGAUUCUCUGGUCUCUGCAUCAACCAACAUUGUGGCUGGAGAUUGGGCUCAAGUUGAAAUUAUCAACUUGGUUAAUGAUGGAACUGGACUUGGAUUUGGUAUUAUUGGUGCCAGAACAAGUGGUGUUAUAGUGAAGACCAUACUAGCUGGUGGAGUGGCAGAUCGCGAUGGCAGAUUGAAGUCAGGAGAUCAUAUAUUACAGAUCGGCGAUGUGAGUCUCAUGGAGAUGGGGUCGGAGCAGGUGGCGGGGGUGCUGCGCGCGUCAGGCUCGCGCGUGCGCCUCGUGGUGGCGCGCGCCGUCGACCCCGCGGCCGUGCACGCGUCCAACGCGCCCGUCGUACCCGCCAGGCUCCUGUCGAGUCCCGAAGCACUGGACCGCUAUCUCCUGGAGGCCGGCUUCGAGCAAGUGUUCCACACGCAACCCACGCCUGUACCACUCAACUCUAACGUAUCCAGAUUUGUGUUCGACGCGUCCAUAACACCACCGCCAGAAUCAGAUGCAGAAUCACCCGAGGUUGACCGGUUUACUGUCCAACUUAAGAAAGAUGAAAAUGGAUUGGGCAUCACAAUCGCAGGUUACGUGUGCGAGAAAGAAGAGUUGUCGGGUAUAUUCGUGAAGUCUGUGACUCCUGGCAGCGCUGCAGCAGUUAGCGGCAAAGUACGCGUCAACGACCGCAUCGUGGCCGUGGACGGCGUGUCGCUGGCGGGCAAGUCCAACCAGCGGGCGGUCGACGCGCUCAAGCAGAGCGGGAACAUUGUCACGCUGGAGUUGGAAAGGUACCUUCGUGGGCCGAAGUUCGAGCAGCUGCAGCAGGCGAUCGCGGCGGGGGAGAGCGCGGCGGCGGCGGCCACUGCGCACAACCCCUUCCUGCACAUGCACCGGCCCGAGCCCGCCGCCGACCAGGACAUACAGAUGACGCACCUGCAGAGCCCAGUAGAGACAACGGUGGAGGACAGCGAGCCAUCCCCACCGCGCAGCCCCGUCCCCCCCGCGCCGCGCGCCGGCCCGCAGUUCGAGAUGCCGCGGACACAGGAACAGAAGGACGCCAUCAAGAGGAAGUGGCAGGCCAUCCUGGGAGACGAAGUAGAGAUCAUAGUCGGCGUAGUGGUCCGAGGUGGCGGUGGUUUGGGCAUCUCACUCGAAGGCACCGUGGACGUAGAGGGUGGACGCGAGGUGCGUCCGCAUCACUACGUGCGGUCCGUGCUGCCCGAGGGUCCAGUCGGACGCGCGGGUGUACAUAAACCAGGCGACGAGCUACUCGAGGUAAACGGUCAUCGUCUGUUGGGCAUGAACCACCUGGAGGUGGUGUCGAUCUUGAAGGAGCUGUCCAGCGAGGUGUGCAUGGUGUGCGCGCGCCCGCGCCCCGCGCCCCCCCUCGACCUGGCGCCGCCCGCCGCCACCCUUGUCAAGGCCAAAUCGGACGGCAGCCUAGCAGGUGCGGGCGCGGAGGAAGGCAAUGGUCUCGGCGCGGGCGGGAAGGUGCGCUCGCGGAGCCUGGAGCCGCUCACCGGGCUCGCCAUGUGGUCGUCCGAGCCGCACAUCAUCGAAUUAGUGAAGGGUGAACGAGGUCUCGGCUUCUCGAUCCUGGAUUACCAGGACCCGCUGCGUCCGUCGCACACGCUGGUGGUGAUCAGGUCCCUGGUGCCCGGCGGAGUGGCCCAGCAGGACACCAGGCUCAUACCCGGCGACAGGCUGCUGUUCGUCAACGAUCAGAAUUUGGAGAACGCGAGUCUAGAGCAAGCAGUGGCUGCAUUAAAGGGUGCUCCGCGCGGUGUGGUUCGCAUCGGUGUGGCCAAGCCCUUACCGCUAGCUGACGCCCCGCCCCCGCUGCCGGCCUCCGCACCCCCUGUGUACUCCUCGCACGACUAGCUUGGACUGUACCAUUGGACCAUCUCCCAGUUGUGAGGAUCCGAUGGUAAACGUAUAGUAUACGGUAAGUCACAAACAGCGAUGCUUCAUUAGUGCGGUAGAGGGCCUUUGUGGCAGUUUGAUACUGUGACGAUGGCGUUAACCUAAACGCGAAUUUCUAAGAAAUUGAAACAGCGCCAUCUAGUGGCACUACUGCACAACUGUUUCAAUUACAUAUAAAUUCGCGUUUACGUUAACGCAAUGAUAACAGUAUGAAAAUAUUGAAAACUCCCACUAGGCACACAUAUCAUUUUACAGGCCAAAACACCCUUCCCAAACGGCCCACUAAGGUCCGAGUCUCAGAGGAGACGCCCUUAGAGAGCCAUCCCGCCCACGUCUUCUGCGUUUACCCAAAUUCUUGGUGACGCCGCUGAGGUCCUAUUGAAGAGCCUACGGAAAUUACAUAAUCAGACGAAUAAAAAAAUCGGAUUAACUCGUUGUAUGCCACACCGUCCGCAAUAAUGAGGCAACGCUCUAUAAGUUGGACUUUUGACGUGAAACGUCUUUAAAUACACAUAAGUAUAGUACGCGCCAAACUUCGAGACCGCUCUGAACAUGAGCGUAUAUCGCAGUGUAUGGAAACGUAUCCCAGCGGGGUUAAAUUUGCUCAGUUCAAUAUCAGAGCGGACUCUAAGUUUGGCGCAUACUAGAACUGCCGAAGCUUAUUAUGGCUUGUAAGGACUUAUAUACUAGCGAUAGUAAAUAUUACUGAAGAUUUUUUUUAAAUGACAAUUAUUGUUUUAAUAACUCGUACACAUAUAUCUUAUUUAUUGUAUAUGAUGUAAUAUAUAUAUUAACUAGUACUUUACUAUCGCCAGUGUAAUUUAUGACACCUAUUAUUAUGAAGAUUGUACUUAAUAGAUGUAAUAAUUUUAGAUUAUCAAUUUAUCGUACUCAAUGACAAGUUUAUCCCAUACCAUAAAUCGAUGAAUAUUUAAGAUAUAAGUAUUUAGAGUUUAUUAGAUCGUUAUUCUAUUAUUGUUAUCAACAUUCCAAUAAUUGUAUUGAUAAUAAAAAAUAUUAAACACUUUAUUGUUUAUUCAAUAUAGGACAGUGCGGUUGACAGGUCAACGCGUAUGAAGUUUUAUAUAAUUUUCUGAUAAAAUGUAUGACUUAAUGGAAUUGAAAGGGAUGCCGCCGUAGACAGAAAUUGAUACACAACUUCAACAUGCGGCGAAUUCUCUCGAAAAAGAGAUAUACUUAUGCAUUAUCUCUGUAAAGAAACGCGACAAGGCGAUUCAAUAUACGGCGCUAUGUUGUUUGCAUUUUUCUGUCGACAAGUUGUCAGAUGGUAUAGAGAGAUGUGAAAAUAAUGCCAAAUUCGAAUAUCUUUCGAAAUAAUUUGACGGACAGCGGCAUGCUAAUCGCUGGUCCAUUUCAUACUCCUUCAACGGAUACCGCCCACUGGUCUAAGAGUGAAAUAACAAUUACCGAUUAACGAGCACGAACGAUUAAUUAGCAGGAAGUACUAAUAGACCAAAAUCUAUCCAAUAAGCCGGAUCUUACAAUGGAAUUCAUCGAGUGUCGAAUUUGAACUCUAUGCGUUUGAGAAUUCGACACUCAGCGGGUGAAUGGUCCCCUGUGGGUGCUCCUGCAACGUUUAUGAAUUCCACUGUAAGAUCCGGCUUAUUGGAUAGAUUUUGGUCUAUUAGUACCUCCUACUAAUUAUCACAAAAACUUUCAACAAAUGUGUGUAUAAAUUUUAAUUGAUACCUAAUACUAGAGUCAGAGAAUCGGUAUUUAAUCGGUAUCUACUUUCUCAAUCUUUAAUUAAAUGAAAGUGACACUUGUCACCCGAACUAUCCUAUAAUUGAAAGUAUUAAAGUUAGUUUUACAUUAAUUACUUUCACGGCUAUACUUACGUAAUAUGCCAAAUAGCAAAUUAUGUUACUCCCAAACUAAAUAUAAGUGCACGUAUCUUAAGAAAUUAUUAAAUUAUGGAUUUAAUAUUUUAUCACCAAUAUUUCUGAGGUAUUUCGUUAUAUUUGGACGCCAAAAACAACAACUUAAUAGAUUAAAAUUGAAACACUGCUCAAAUAAAUUGACAUGAAACCUAUACUCUGCAAUUAUUCGUACAUAGUCUAUGGUACUUCCAUGGUACAUUGUUCCAAAUGCGGGAGUUAAUCUUCCGUUUCAUAGUUUUAAAUGACGUUACUUAUAACAUCAUAGGCAAUGAUGUUAGAAGAAAAAAGAGGUAGAUAGGACAUAAACCACAUUCAAUAUUUACAACUUGCACACAAAAAUUAGUUUAACUGUGCGAUGACGAAAAGGCGACUGAGCUUAGGUUUGCUAAUUAGCUUAGUUUUAACGUGCCACUUUCGGUCCGCGUAUACCUAUUUUUUCUUCUAACGUCAUUGAUUAUAGGUAUUAUUAGUUGUAAGAUUGACAAACGAAUUAUAUUGUUAUUAAAACAAAUGAAA